GGGAUGAAACCGUUCCCUACAAUUUCUAAACCGUUUUCCCCAUUCCCUUUUAACUACCCUUUUUCCAUUUUUUAACAUCCACACUUUCAGAAAACUUUCACCAAGAGAAAUCAUAAAUUCAACAAUGUCAAAUCCUCUGCUUCUCUUAAUCGUUCCAAUUCUCUUUUCCCUAACAGGUGCAGUUCAACUGAUGAUAGUGAACAACUGCAACACCACCAUAUGGCCCGGAAUACUUGCAGUUUCAGGCCAAAAAACACCUCUAGGAGGCGGUUUCCGCUUGCGAUCCGGCCAACGACAACUCCUCCAAGUAUCCCAAUAUUGGUCAGGCAGAAUAUGGGCAAGGCAAGGUUGUACAUUUGAUCAGAACACAAGCAUCAGUACCUGCCAAACAGGCGACUGCAACGGUCUGCUCCACUGCCAAGGAACAGGCGGCACACCGCCUGCUACCUUGGUCGAACUGACCUUCGGUACCUCCCUAUCUCCUACUCAUUUUUACGAUGUCAGCCUUGUCGAUGGGUUCAACCUCCCUGUCUCGGUGAUCCCAUUAGUCGGUAAGGGGAAACGAGAACAAUGUGGGGUGGCGGCGUGUGAGGCGGACUUGAAUGUUUGGUGUCCUUCAGGGUUAGCUGUUAGAGCUCAAAAGAUGGUUGUAGGGUGUAAGAGUCCUUGUUUGGCAAGUGGGUCUCCGAGGGAUUGCUGCACCGGGGAGUUUUCGUGGGCGGAAAAGUGCCUGCCGACGGUGGUUGGAAGGUUGUUUAAGAUGGUUUGUCCAAGGGCUUAUAGUCAUCCCUUUGAUGAGAAAACAGGGCUUAAAACUUGCAAGGCUUCUAGAUAUGUAGUUUCUUUUUGUCCUUCUAAUUGAACACUUAUGGGAUACUUUGAAAUUUUAUGUUGCUUUUUAGUGUCUUAGACUUGGAUUAGAUAUCACUUUAUUUUUUUU
Molecule: messenger RNA, 940 nt
Organism: Amaranthus tricolor (Joseph's coat)
Lineage: Eukaryota; Viridiplantae; Streptophyta; Magnoliopsida; Caryophyllales; Amaranthaceae
Product: thaumatin-like protein
Exons: 2
Coding region: 125-862 (245 amino acids)
Biological process (GO): defense response
Cellular component (GO): extracellular region
Source: RefSeq, a predicted model, not a curated record